AUGGAGAGCAAGCUGCAUGCGUGGGAUUCUCUGCGGAAUGAUGCCCGUCAGGCUGACAGUGUCAUCGAGCGGCAACUGACAGUGCUGGAAAGCAUUUCGCGCUUUGGCGAGAAUAAUGGCAGCAGCCAUGAGUUCAGGAAGACGGGGAAUGGGGCUGCGCCGUCGGUGGCGCAGAUAGAAAUGGCGCAGCGGGAGUUUGACCGGCAGCGCAACGAAGUUGAAAUGUCACUGCAACGCUUUGAAUCCCUCUUAGUGACAAUGGCGGAUACCGCCCGCGCCUUGCCGCCGGAGUCCACUGCACAAAGUCACACUGAACGUUUUCUGCAGCUUGCGGCAGAGAAGCGGCGCACCGUGGCACGCCUCACAGCAGACUUUAAACGCCGCCGUGAGUGGGCGGAGUUGAUGCCAGGCGUCACGAAUGAUCUGGAGACGCACCGGGAGGGGGAGGGGGUACGGUUUCUCAUGGAAGAGCAGGAUUCCCUGCGCCACACCCAGCGAAGAUUGAAUAAUAUACUUAACCAAGCCGAUGAGUCGCGGGAGCAGUUGCGUGGGCAGCGUGAUGCAUUUACGCGUAUGGAGGAUCGUGCUAUGCGGAUUGCUCUGCGGGUUCCUUUAAUCAAAAAGGUGCUAGGCCGCAUUGACAGUAGGCGACGCAGGGAAGCCGUCAUCUUGGGAGGGGUGAUUGGUGCAUGUGUGCUUUUGGUGAUAUUCUUCUGGUAG
Molecule: messenger RNA, 720 nt
Organism: Trypanosoma conorhini
Lineage: Eukaryota; Euglenozoa; Kinetoplastea; Trypanosomatida; Trypanosomatidae
Product: golgi family SNARE protein
Exons: 1
Coding region: 1-720 (239 amino acids)
Biological process (GO): vesicle fusion; endoplasmic reticulum to Golgi vesicle-mediated transport
Cellular component (GO): SNARE complex; cis-Golgi network; Golgi membrane
Molecular function (GO): SNAP receptor activity
Source: RefSeq, a predicted model, not a curated record